Molecule: messenger RNA, 2546 nt
Organism: Pseudoliparis swirei
Lineage: Eukaryota; Metazoa; Chordata; Actinopteri; Perciformes; Liparidae
Gene: dbf4
Product: DBF4 zinc finger
Exons: 13
Coding region: 217-2043 (608 amino acids)
Biological process (GO): regulation of cell cycle phase transition; positive regulation of nuclear cell cycle DNA replication
Cellular component (GO): nucleus; Dbf4-dependent protein kinase complex
Molecular function (GO): zinc ion binding; protein serine/threonine kinase activator activity; nucleic acid binding
Source: RefSeq, a predicted model, not a curated record
UCUAAACAGGUGUACAACUGCCUGCCAAUGCAUACGUUGUUGGAGCAAACGUAUCGUUGUUAUUAUUAUAAAGUUCAGUUUACGAAAUAAUGUCGGAAAUAAUGUAACGUAAGUUGGGCGAAACAAGCUCUGCGGGGGACCGACAAACUGACGUUCACGUGAUACGGACACACAAAGACCUCCUGUUGUCUCAAAACAAAUACACAUUUGUUCUCAAUGCAAGAGAAUAAAAUGAAGCCGAAACGCAUCCCGAGACACGCAGGACCCAAAUGGCAAAGGAAAGGAGUCAGCACUGGUGACAAGGCGAUGCUGAGCCAAGCGAAGCCAACAUGCGGGUCCUCUUCUGCUCAAGCCAAACCUUUUGCUGGGAAAGUGUUUUACCUAGAUCUGCCAUCAAACCGGAUAGCAGAGAUGUUGGAGAAUGACAUCAAAGACUUGGGAGGGACUGUUGAAAAGUUCUUCAGUAAGGAAAUUAAAUAUCUGGUAUCCAACAAGAGGGAGGCUAGAUAUGUGCAAUGCAUUCGGCAGGACUCUGCUGUCCCCAACGCAGACUCGGGCCCAAGUUCAACUCACCCUCGAUCAAACCGGGACAAAAACAAAAGCACGUCUCUGGGCCAAACGGACACGUUUGUUCCAAGCAGAGGGAAGUCUUUGGUGGAGAAGGUGGUAAAAGAGCAGGAGGGGGUGAAAAUGAACAAGAUCCUGUCAAAUGCUCUGGAGUGGGGGGUGAAAAUCCUCUACAUAGAUGAUAUACUGGCAUACGUUAAGAAGAAAAAAAAGAUAGUCAGCAGCCAGUGUCCAGCUACCACUGCUGUCAAAACAAGUGUCAAAGCUGAGUCGGCAGCAAAGCAAGGCUUUAAAAAAUGCAAAGGUAAAGGCGGGCGAAUCGGCAAACCUUUUGUCAAGGUGGAGGAUUCUAGCAGACACUACCGACCGAUCUACCUCACGAUGCUGAACAUGCCCGAAUUCAACCUGAAGAGCGCUCCUCCCUGCAGCCCCUUCUGUGUGGAGGACAAGCUUCUUCCUGGAAACAAACAGCUGGGGCGCAGAGGUGCAAAAGCCUCCGCCAGUGAAGAACUUGCAAACGGCAGAAAGAAGAACAAGGACAAGAAACGAGGCGGCUACUGCGAAUGCUGUCUGAUCAAAUAUGAGAACGUCACGAUGCAUCUAAAGAGCGAACGCCACAAGGCUUUCUCCAAGAGUGACAAAUACUCGAUGGUCGACAAACUGGUGUCGACUCUGCACUACAACUUCCACACCAAGACGACAACUGAAAGACCAAAAUGCAGCGUUUCCUCCGUCCUGGUUGCUCCUGGACCAUGUGGGCAUGCGGUGCAAAGACUCGAUGAAAGGGAGAUUAGGAAAGAAGAAGAGCAGCAUCAGACUGUCGAUGGGCAUGAGGGAUCUGACUCAGCACACACUCUAACAAUCGGAUUAGUUCCUAGUUCCACUCCGCUGACUCCCAGGGAGAGGAAGAGCUACACUCACUCGGACAGAUCCAAGCACAAAUCUCUUGCACGUAAACGGCCCUGCAGACAGAAUUCGUUGACGUCUUGCUCUCAAAAAGCUGAGCAGGCUCAAAUUUCUGAGUCCAGGAUGGAAACGGCCCCCUCUAGAGGUGAAUGUUUUGCCUCCAUCCCCUCCAGAGUUCCUCAGGUCAACGAGGUGGACCGAACAGCAACUCAAGACGUGAAGAACAGCUCAACCUCCCGCUUUCAUAAUGUGAAUAUUCAAAAGGAAGGUUCCUUAAGAUGCCUGAAUGUCAUAACAAAUCAACAAGAGGAUAAGAAACCGGAUUCCUCCGAGUGGGAAGUCGUUCAGGACGGAAACGCACCGGUGGACAAAAUGACUGUAAACAACCUCUCGGAAAGACGAGAAGAAAGUCUUUCUUCACACAGCUUCUCUCCGGUCCGUAAAAUACAGAGGAGGGUGAGAGUUUAUAAACGAAAGAGACGGAAAGCGGACACGUGCGUCAAAAGCGUAAAGUCGAGUGACAUUCCCGACAACUCCAUGAUCAAACUGGGAGCUUUUUCAGCCAACUGAUGACAUGGAUGUGGCUUUUCUGGGGUUUGAGGACUCGUGAGGGAGAAAUGAACUGGGGGACGCUUUCCUUUUACAAUAUACUUGAAACGUGCCAUGUACUCGGUGCCACGGACGAUACACGCCACGAGAUGUUGAUUUGACUAAACAGUCAGUUUGAAGGCAGCAGUGAUCUUUAUUUAGUUUCACCACAUGAAGGGUAGCUGUGGAUACGUGUGUGUGUGUGUGUGUAUUUAGCAUUGUUUAAGAUUUAAAACGUAAGAGGUAAACCAUCAUAAUUAUCUUUUUACAGUGGGGUUAAUGCUUGUGCAGCGAAAGUAUUUGAAACAAAAAUAUUCCCAUGAAUAAAAAUGUCUAAAAUAUACCAAAUGUAUUGAUAUUGAGUUAUAGCCUCUUUUAGAACAAUCCACAUCUUUAAUUUAUAUUGUCUAACUAAAUCUCCUUUGUCAUGAAUAUAAAGAGUACAAUAAAAACCUGAUGGAUUCGUUGAAUCCAGGUAAACUUGA